Drosophila takahashii is the source of this 1230-nucleotide messenger RNA. Its product is annotated as integumentary mucin C.1. NCBI's taxonomy places the organism in Eukaryota, Metazoa, Arthropoda, Insecta, Diptera, Drosophilidae. Gene Ontology annotation, molecular function: protein binding. Gene Ontology annotation, biological process: cell differentiation; multicellular organism development. The record is from RefSeq and is a predicted model, not a curated record.
AUGCAGUCGCGCACAAUCACCAGCACUACGGCAAUCGCCAUGAUCCUGAUCCUUGGGAUCCUUAGCUCCGAAGGUGUGGCGGCCCAGAAAUACUCGCCCAUCGCCAACUGGCACAUGAGCGAUCCGCACUACACCAGCGACCAGUACGCCAAGAUCCUGGGCGAGGCGGGACUCGGUCAGGAUUCCGACGAGAAGGGCAACACCAAGGGCCAACUGGGCGCCAUGCAGAUCCAGUAUGUGGACUACCAGCCCAACUGCCAGCCGGGCGGAGUUCCUGUCUGUGCCACGAACGGAACCGAUAGCUUCUACUUCGAGAACAACUGCCGCCUGGAGGCGGCCAACAUGAAGAUGCUGUUCCAGCACGGCACAGAACUCGAGCCCACAGAGAUGGAGCGUUGCCUGCCCACCUGCCAGACGAUGAAGUGCACCCAGGUGGAGCGACCCGUUUGCGCGCUGGCCGAGAUCGGAGGAGCCCUGCCCCAAACCUUCGCCAACGAGUGCGAGAUGCGACGACGCGAGUGCCACACCAAACAGGUCCUGCGAAUCCUGCACCCGGGUCCUUGCCAAACUCCAACGAAAAGCGGUCGCAAAAAGAAGCUCCGACGCAACAAAAGCAAGCGACCCACAAAAGCAGCCACAUUGACCUCAAAGUUCGCCAUCAAUCCGAAGAAAGUCUACUUAAUGCUGGCCACUCCUUCGCCUGCAAGGAGCACCAGCAGCAGCAGCACAACCACCAGGAUCACCACGACAGCCAGGAUGAGGCCCACCAAGGCCACCAGCACAAGUCCCUCGCCCAUGCAAUUCCGGCAGCUGAUGAGCCUGGCCAAUCCCAUGGUCUCCGUCUCCCGGGCGGUGGAUGCCUACAAUGUGUACAAUAUUCCCGAUGUGGGUCACGAUUAUGGCGAGAUAACCGACUCGUCGCUCUCGAUAUUUCUGCCCGAAGUGGGUCGUGUCACGGAGCCCUAUUCCAUUGGCAGUAGCAGCAGCACCACCACCAGCACCACAACCACAGCCACACCAUUUUUGGCUACAAUCAGGACCACAACUCUUCCCGAAACAAUCACCAUUAGAAGUUACUCCACCACUCUGAUGCCCAGCACCACCGAAACUAGUGACGAAACCACUGAAAUCACCCAGGAAUCGGAGGCCAUUACACCAGGAAUGAUCUCUACUCAGCCAUCCCUAUUCACAUUCUCAUCCACGACAAAUCCCCUAUCCAAGGCCACUUAA